Ipomoea nil (Japanese morning glory) is the source of this 1066-nucleotide messenger RNA. RefSeq names its product transcription factor MYB1R1-like. Lineage: Eukaryota; Viridiplantae; Streptophyta; Magnoliopsida; Solanales; Convolvulaceae. Gene Ontology annotation, molecular function: DNA binding. The coding region runs from base 108 to 914 and encodes 268 amino acids. Gene Ontology annotation, biological process: response to ethylene; response to auxin; response to gibberellin. The record is from RefSeq and is a predicted model, not a curated record. The transcript is spliced from 3 exons.
AACUCGAGAGGAUCUAUAUGUAUCUAUAGGCUACAUAUAUAAUCUGUAUGCAUACAUGAUCUCAUCCUUAGUGCUUCAAUCAAUUGUUUGAUAACUUUUGUGGAUUCAUGGGGAGUUUAAGGAUGGUUGCCGACUGUGGCUUCAGCUGUGUCAGCAACGGCCUGCAGGACUCGCGCACUUGCGACGAGCUGUCGUCGGCCUCCGCCGGUGUGGAAAGUUCUGGUGAGAUCAUGCUGUUUGGGGUGCGGGUGAGGGUGGACCCCAUGAGGAAGAGCGUCAGUUUGAAUAACUUGUCUCAGUACGAGCAUCUUAAUUCUGCGACGACAGAUAAUGAGUCGAUGAAAGCGGUGGUGGACGACGGCUAUGCCUCGGCUGAUGACGACGUCCCGCACCGCUCUAGCGGUGGCCGCGACCGUAAGCGAGGAGUUCCAUGGACUGAAGAAGAGCACAAGCUGUUCCUUUUGGGAUUACAGAAAGUGGGAAAAGGAAACUGGAGAGGAAUCUCUAGAAAUUAUGUAAAGACUCGUACACCCACACAAGUAGCAAGUCAUGCUCAGAAAUACUUUCUCCGACGGACCAAUCUCAAUAGGCGCCGCCGCAGAUCCAGCCUCUUUGAUAUCACCACUCACGCGGUGUCUCCUGAAGAAGGGAACCUGGUUCCUCCACCCCUGACUGUUGCUCCUGUUUUGCUACCACUACAAAUUGAGAGGCCAAUGGAAAAUCUGGUCCAAGUAAACAACACAUCCGCCAUACUUGUCCAUCCACUUCCUGUCGUUUCGCUUCCUUGUUCACCCUCUCAGCUCCUUGACCCAUCAUCUCUGUCCUUGAAACUGUCCAUGUCAUUGGAUCACUCGUCGUCAAUGCACUUGGUAUUCCCGGGGAUUAAUGGAGACACUGUCGUCGGCGUGGCAUGAGAACAAAAGAAGAAGCUUUGCAUAUUUGUAACCAUUAAGGAAAGAUGUAGAAUUUGGGCUUUUAUUGUUGUACAGAUUCCAGAUUUAUCAUGCCUUGCCCGCCCAGCUUAUUGUUUUAUGCUAUAUAGAUCAGAAUGCUUCUUAGCGUACAA